ACAAAUUCCAUCCGAUGACAUGCGUGGUUUAAUUUCUUCUGGAAGUGACGUCGUCGGUGGCUGUAGUCUUUCCGAAGUCUGUCAGAGUCAGGAGCAUGGCAGGCUUGUGGAGAUCCUAUCAGCUACUGAUGUCCAAACAUCCCUGGAAGGUUCAGAUACUCACAGCCGGCUCCCUGGUGGGGGUGGGCGAUGUCCUCUCACAGCAGGUGAUAGAGAGGAGGGGUCUGGCCAAUCACAGCUUCCAGAGGACCGCCAAGAUGAUGAGCAUCGGCUUCUUCUUCGUUGGCCCGGUUCUGGGAGGAUGGUAUAAGGUUCUGGACAGACUGGUGACUGGCGAAACCAAAACGGCUGCGCUUAAGAAAAUGCUUUUUGACCAGGUGGGUUUCGCACCCUGUUUCCUUGGGACAUUCCUCAGCAUUUCCGGGGUCUUGAACGGGCUGACGGUGGAUGAGAACAUCGCCAAACUCAAGAGGGAUUACACAGACGCCCUCAUCUCCAAUUAUUACCUUUGGCCUCCCGUCCAGAUUGCCAAUUUUUACUUCGUACCGCUCCACCACAGGCUGGCCGUGGUGCAGAUCGUGGCGGUGGUCUGGAAUUGCUAUCUAUCCUGGAAGGCCAAUAAGAUGUGAUGGAUAAGCCUUUUUUUUUUUUUAGUCCUACCUCAUGUAUCAAUACAUAGGACAGUCAAAAGGUUUUUGCCACGGUUGAAAUGCGAUCGACUUCAGGCAAACCUUUGACAUCAAAACCUGUUUAAUUUACCUUUAAAAAAACGAAAAACUAAUUGCCAAUACAGAUUACAGUCAUUUUAGAUAAUCUUGCUAUUUUUGUUGAACGCUUUAGUACGAGUUUUCUUACAGAGACUUUGUACAUGCUCAUAUGUAGAGGUGUCCUAUACUUGAAGAUUGUACAUGCAUUUGAGUAUGUGGUACAUUAAAGGAAUGUUUCUCACUA
Messenger RNA from Anguilla anguilla (European eel), 951 nucleotides. RefSeq names its product mitochondrial inner membrane protein MPV17 (gene mpv17). Gene Ontology annotation, cellular component: membrane; cytoplasm. The transcript has 8 exons. The record is from RefSeq and is a predicted model, not a curated record. NCBI's taxonomy places the organism in Eukaryota, Metazoa, Chordata, Actinopteri, Anguilliformes, Anguillidae. Bases 96 to 629 code for a protein of 177 amino acids.